Molecule: messenger RNA, 6761 nt
Organism: Loxodonta africana (African savanna elephant)
Lineage: Eukaryota; Metazoa; Chordata; Mammalia; Proboscidea; Elephantidae
Gene: KLHL11
Product: kelch like family member 11
Exons: 2
Coding region: 37-600 (187 amino acids)
Biological process (GO): regulation of transcription by RNA polymerase II
Molecular function (GO): protein binding; DNA-binding transcription factor activity, RNA polymerase II-specific; RNA polymerase II cis-regulatory region sequence-specific DNA binding
Source: RefSeq, a predicted model, not a curated record
UCCGAGGUUGCGGAGACCAGGCGCGUUGGCGCCAAGAUGGCGGCGGCAGCGGUGGCAGCUGCGGCGGCGGCGGCCGCGGCUGCAUCCCUUCAGGUGCUGGAGAUGGAAAGCAUGGAGACGGCUGCCGCCGGCUCAGCGGGACUAGCAGCCGAAGUCAGAGGCAGCGGCACGGUAGACUUCGGGUCUGGGCCGGGAAUAUCUGCAAUGGAGGCCAGCGGAGGAGAUCCCGGCCCGGAGGCCGAGGACUUCGAGUGCAGCUCUCACUGCUCGGAGCUGUCCUGGAGGCAGAAUGAGCAGCGGCGCCAGGGCCUCUUCUGCGACAUCACCUUGUGCUUCGGCGGUGCCGGAGGCCGCGAGUUCCGGGCCCACCGCUCGGUGCUGGCCGCCGCCACCGAGUACUUCACGCCCCUACUCUCGGGCCAGUUUUCCGAGUCCCGCUCGGGCCGGGUGGAGAUGCGCAAGUGGAGCUCCGAGCCCGGGCCCGAGCCCGACACGGUGGAAGCCGUUAUCGAGUACAUGUACACCGGGCGGAUCCGCGUCAGCACGGGCAGUGUGCACGAGGUGCUCGAGUUAGCCGACAGGCAGGAGAUGCCAACAUAGUCUCAAGCGUCCACCUGAUCCGAGAAGCUCACUCCUCACCAGCUUCCCUCUCCAACCCAUUGUCCAGUCCAAUCCAUGUCUGAAGAGUUGGCUUCGGGAAUGGUUCCUGUCCUGGGGCAACAGAAGGUCUGGGGGCCAUGACCACUGGGGUCCUUCCAGUCUCAGUCAGACCAUUAAGUCUGGGUCUUAUGAGAAUUUGGGGUCUAUGGAUUUGUUAUUUUAACAAACGUACGUAUUAAGCACAUACUAGGCAUCAGAGCAGACACUGGGUUCUAAGAUCCUGAGGAAUUGAGACAAAAGUUCCUUUGCACAUAGCACUUACAUUGGUAGAUGAACAAUAAAUAAGUAAAAUAUAUAGUAUGUUGGAUGAUUGUUACAGCUGUGAUGAGAAAUAAAGCAUGGUCGGGGCAUACAGAAAGUAUUGGGUGGAGAGGAACUGUUUUUUAAAUAAAUGCAUAGAGAAUGCUUCUUGGAGAAGACGUUUUACAAAGAACUGAAGGAAGCAAGGGAGUGUUUUCAACUAGAGAAUACAUGCAAAGGCCCUGAGGCUGGAGCUUGUCUGGAUAUUGGGGAAUAGCAUGGGGCCAGUGUGGCUGGAGCAGAAGGAUGAUGAGAAGAGUAGGCGAGGCCUCAGGUUGGUAAUAGGAGUGAAUCCAGAUCCCAUAGAGCCUUGCUGGCCUGUGAAAAGAUGAGCUUUCACUCUGAAUGAGUUGGGAAGGUUUUGAGCAGGGGAAUGAUGUGAUUUAGUUUGAAGACUUCUGCUGUGUUCCAAGGGCAGGAGCUGGAGGACUAGGAGGCUUUUGCAGUGAUCCAGGUGAGAGAUGGUGGGGGCUUGGAUUGAGGAGGGAAAAGUAAAAGUGAUGAGAAGUGCUCCAGUUCAUAUUUUGAAGGUGUCGCUGUUGGUUAUGUCAAGUCGAUUCUGACGCAUGGCGAACCCAGGUGUUGCAGAGUAGAACUGCUCCAUAGGAUUUUCAAGGCUGUGACCUGGAAGCAGGUCGCCAGGCCUGUCUUCUGAGACACCUCUGGGUGGGUUCAAAUUCCAAAGCUUUCAGCUAGUAGCCCAACACUUAAUCGUUUGCGCCACCCAUGGACAUCAUUAUUUUGAAGGUGUUGUUGUUGUUGGGGAGUCCUGGUGGCGCAGUGGUUAAGGGUUAUGGCUGUUAACCAAAAGGUCAGCGGUUUGAAUCUACCAGUUGAGCCUUGGAAACCCUGUGGGGCAGUUCUGCUCUGUCCUGUAGGGUCGUUAUGAGUCGGAGUCAACUGGCCAGCAGUGGGUUUGGUUUUUGGAUGGUUGGUUGGUUGUCGUUGAGGGCAGUCCAGUCAAUCCUGACUCAACAACACCACGUGACAGGACAGAACUGCUGCAGAACAGAAACAGAUCGCCAGAGCUUUCUCACUGGGAGCUGCUGGGUAGGUUCGAACUGCCAGCCUUUCAAAUAGCAGCUUAGUGCUUAACCGUUGAAGGUGGAGGAGACAAAUAGGCAGAUGGAUUCAAUGUGGGAUGUUAAGGGGGAAAAAAGUCUGCAAGAUGUUGAUCGAGGUGUCUGAGUAGACAAUUGGGUAUAAGACACUGGGAACUAGAGAUACAGAUUGGGGGAAAUUAGCAUAUAGUUAGUGAUUAAAGCCAUGGGUUUGGAUGAAAUUACUUAGGAAGAGAUUGUACAUAAGGAAGAGAAGGAGCUGGGGAUUCUUCAAUAUGUCACACAAUUGAGGAGGAUUCGGCUGAGGAGAUCCAUCUCAUGGAAGUGUAGAAAGGAAGAGUGUCAAGGUGGGGGUGGCCAAUGCUUCCAAAGCAUAAGUGGUCAUUUUAUUCGGCAAUAAUGUAGGUCCUUGGUGGCCUUGACAAGAGCCAUUUAAGUUAAAUCUUCCUAUGAAAGGGAUCAGAACAACUGAACACAGAUGGAAAUGUUUGAGUAGGGCCAAGGAGCGUUGUCUUAGUUAGCUAGUGCUGCUAUAACAGAAAUACAAGUGGAUGGCUUUAACGAAGAGAAAAUACAGUCUAGGAGGCUAGAAGUCCGAAUUCAGGGUGCCAGCUCCUGGGGAAGGCUUUCUCUCUCCGUCGGCUCUGGGAGAAGGUCCUUGUCAUCAGCCUUCCCCUGCUCAAAGAGCUUCUCAGCACAGGGACCCCAGGCCCAAAGGACGUGCUGUUCUCCUGGCUCUUGUUUCUUGAUGUAUGAGGUCCCCAUGUCUCUGCUCACUUCUGUCUUUUAUAUCUCAAAAGAGAUUGACUUAAAACACAACCCAAUCUUGUAGAUUGAGUCCUGCCUCAUUAACAUAACUGCCACUAAUCCCACCUCGUUAACAUCAUAGAGAUAGGAUUUACAACACAUAGGAAAAUCAUACCAGAUGACGAAAUUUGCACUAUAACACACUGUUGAGAAUCAUGGCCUAGCCAAAUUGACCCAUGUUUUGAGGGGGACACAGUUCAAUCUAUAACAACCGCAGAUGGGUGGCUUUAGAAACAGAAAUUUAUUCUCUCUCAGUUUUAGGAAGCUAGAAGUCCUAGUUCAGGACGUCGGCUCAAGGGGAAGAUUUUCUCUCUCUGGAGGGAGGUCCUUGUCUCUUUAAGCUUCUGCUGCUGGGUGAUCUUCAUUUGGCUUGGCAUCUCCUGUAAUCUGCUCUUUUUAUAUUUUGUAAGAGAUUAACUCAAAACACACCCUGUACUAAUCCUGUCUCAUUAACAUAACAAAGACAGCCCAUUCCCAAAUAGGAUUUUAAACACAGGCAUUUUAAAAAAAAAAAAAAAAAAAAAGAGGUUAGACAACACAAAAUUUUGGCGGACACAAUUCAAUCCAUACAAAAAAAAAAACCCAAACCUGUUGCCAUCGAGUCAAUUCCAACUCAUAGUGACCCUAUAGGACAGAGUAGAACUGCCCCAUAAAGUUUCCAAGGAGCGCCUGGCAGAUUCAAACUGCCAGUCCUUUGGUGAGCAGUGAAGCUCUUAACCACUGUGCCACCAGGGUUUCCAUUCAGUCCAUAGCAGGAGUAUAUCUUUCUCGCCUGCUAAGAUAGGAGAUACUAGAGCUUGUUUGUUUGCUGAUGGAAGUAUUCAGUGGAAACGGAGAAACUGAUGCUACGGGAUUGGAGGGAUAAAUGUGGGAGCAAAGUCCUUGAAACCAAGAGGGGGGAUAGGAUCCAUAUUAUAAAUGGAGAGGUUAGACUGGGAAGGCAGACACGCAGGCAGAUCGGGCGGUGGGACGAUGAAGUUCUGCCUGAUGCUUUUCUCAAAGGUGGGGUGGAUGGGGUGAGUAUAAGGGUUGUUGAAGAAAAUGAAAGUCAUCACACUCAGGCUGUGUUCGCUUCUGUCGUAUGAUGUUGUAUUUGGGUGGAGGGUGUUUUUGUUUUCAGAUUUGCCCCUGCUUAAUUCGGGGUGAGGAGAGGAGCGAACACUUCAGGCAAUUUGCUUGAAAUUUCUCUCUGUCUGUCAGCUGCUGAGCUGCUGCCCUGUAUCAGGCACUGUUCUAAGUGCCCUGCAACAUCAUGUAUAAUCUUCCAUCAGCUCUGAGGCAGGGUUCCCCUUUCCUCCUCCCGCAUGGAAUCUGUUGGUGAUGAUACCUUCCCUGCAGGGCAGUUAUCAGGUAGGGAUUAGAAAUGAUAGGAAGAACCCAACAUGAUGCCUUGCACAUGGCAAAUGUUAUGUGACAGUUGUUACUAUUUUCACAGAGAGCAGUAUUUCCAAACACUUGUCUAAGGGAUGCUAUCUCAGAAUUACCCAGAGUGCCUGCCAAAAACAGGGGCUCCAGGUGGGGAUGCAGGAAGCCUAGGAAUUAUAUAUAUCUAACUGGUUCAACUUCCCAGAUGACUCCAGCACCUAGACAUGUUUGGGAGCCACUACAGCCCCAGGCACUCCACCUUGUAUUUGUUUUCUCUCUAAGAUGAUAUGUUCCUUGAAGAAGGUGAAGGGAGCCUGUCUUAUUCAUCUUUAUAUCAUAGUUAGUUAUUAAGCAUAAUAAUGAUGAUAACAAGUGGUUACCAAAUUGAAUGUGGCUGGCCUGAAGAAAUCAUCCCUAUAUUGUCUAAGGUUUGCCAUUUGGGGGAUUUUUUUUUUUUUUUUUCCAACUGUGCUUUAAGUGAAAGUUCACAGUUUAGUUUUUCCUACAAAAACUUAUACACACAUUGUUAUGUGACCCUAGUUGCUCUCCCUGUAAUGUGACAGCAUACUCCUCUUUUCCACCCUGGAUUUCCUGUGUCCAUUCAACCAGCUCCUGUGCCUUUCUGCCUUCUCAUCUCACUUCCAUACAGGAGCUGCACACUUAGUCUCAUGUAUUUCCUUGAGCUAAGAAGCACAGUCUUCACAAUGUCAUUCCAUGUCUUAUAGUCCUGUCUAAUCUUUGUCUGAAGAGUUGGCUUCGGGCAUGGUUUUAGUUUUGGGCUAACAGAGUUCGGGGGCCAUGUCCCCUGGGGUCCCUCCCGUCUCAGCCAGACCAUUGAUCUGGUCUUUUUUACUAGAAUUUGAGCUCUGCACCCUACUUUUCUUCUGCUCCAUCAGGGACUCUUUGUUGUGUACCCUGUCAGGGUGGUCAUUGGUGGUAGCUGGGUACCAUCUAGUUCUUCUGGUCUCAGGCUGAUGGAGUCUCUGGUUUAUGUGGCCCUUUUGUCUCUUGGGCUAAUAUUUUCCUUGUGUCUUUGAUGUUCUUCAUUCUCAUUUGCUCCAGGUGGGUUGAGACCAAUUGAUGCAUCAUAAAUGGCCACACGCGAGCUUUUAAGACCCCAGAUGCCACUCACCAAAGUGGAAUGCAGAACGUUUUCUUAAUAAACUUUGUUAUGCCAAUUGACCUAGAUGUCCCCUGAAAUCACGGUCCAUUGGAGGAUUUUUUUUAAGUGGUGGUCUCAAAUUGGCUACCCUCACGGCUCAGUGCUGCCAGAUAUAUGAGUUUGUCUGAAACCUUUGUUUUUGUUUUAAUUUAACUUUAAAUGAAUAUAUGUGGACGGAAAACCUACAUGCCAAACCACUGUCUUUUGUUUUUUAACCUGGACUUUCCUUACGUGUGCACUAUGUGUUUUGUGUCCUGUCUUCUUCAGAAGUUUGUCUUUGUCAUCCCUGCUUUAAUGGGAACCCAGCUGCCCAAGGAGAAAGCUCUGUUGAAAAGAAGAUUAAAACCUCUAACACAAAGCCUAGACUGCUGUUCUUUCUGGUAAUCUGACCAAACAGACCCUCCAAGGAGUCAUAGGUCCUGCUUGGCCCUUACUUUAUACCACAUAGAUGGAUAGAUUGAUAGCUGUUGUUGAGUUGACUCUGACUCACGACGACCUUAUGUACAACCUCAUGCCUAGUCCUGUAUCAUCUUCAUUAUCAUUGGCAUGUUAGAGUCCUUCGUUGCGGCUGUUGUGUUAAUCCAUCCCAGCAAGUUCUCCCUUGCCUUCGCUGGCCCUCUACUUCACCAAACAUGAUAUCUUCUUCCAGUGAUUGAUCCCUCCUCCCUCUUGAUGAAGUGUCCAAAGCAAGCAAACAAGACAUUGUUCCAUCGUGAUCCAUAGGGUUUUCACUGGCUAAUUUUCAGAUGUAGGUCACCAGGCCAUGCUUCCUCGUCUGUCCUUGUUCGGAAGUUCCUCUGAAACCUGUCCACCAUGGGUGACCCUGCUGGUAUUUGAAAUACUGGGUGGCAUAGCUUCCAGCAUCACAGCAACAGACAAGCCACCACAGUAGGACAAACUGCUAGAUGGGGAAUGGUUAUACCAUAUAGUCGAUGUUUAAUAAAAUCUCUUCCCUGAGACCCUGCCCCAUUUAAGAGGCUGGUGAUGGCAAGAGAUUAAGACAGGAUAGCAGGGGCAAGUCUGGAUUGGGAUUUGUAGAGAGCAAAUUCCAGUGAAAAUAAAGCAUGGGACAGUUGUAUUUUGUUAGAGGAUGUGUUCCACUUUGUCGUUGUUACAUAAUUCAGAACUCCACUUUGUGUAUAAUUGUAUGUUAUAUAGAAAUCAUAUAUAGUUAUCUAUAAACAGUGAUAUAAAUAAUAUUUAAAUAUUUUUAUAUAUAAAGGUAGUUUAUAUUUAUGCUUUUAAACAUACUUUUUUCAGCAUAAUACUUUUUAAUUUGAGGAUUUGCUUUUUCAGAUGUUGUGUCUAAGGUGAAAUGAAUCUCACCAUUUCAAUUUAUGCAACUCAUACGCUCUCAAAAUGCAACCUCGUGAAAUAUGCACAUGGGGAAAUUAAUCCUUUCUUUU